AAUUCCUGCCUAGCCUUGCCUGCUAUCCGACCUUGUUUCGAUGCAAUUGGAGUUUGCAGUGCUAGCAAAUCUCUUGUGCCUUACUUCUUCCUGUAUCAUAACACCACAACCAUAGAAUUAUAGAGAACGGUAAACAUGGCUACUGUCGUCGAAAAAGUAACCCCCGCUGCACCACCACCAGACAGUGCAGCAGACAAGCUGCUGCCUGGUAGACACACAUUACCAGCGUCAUGGUGGACGUCUGAAAAGGUGCUGGACUUUGAGAAGAGAGCGAUCUUUGCCAAGUCGUGGCUUUUCUGCACCCACGAGUCGAGAUUCAAGAAAGCCGGUGACUACUUUGCUUUUAACUUACUAGGCUGGAACUUCUUCCUCAUCAAGAACAAGGAGGGAGACAUUAAGGCGUUCCACAACGUCUGCAGACACAGAGCGUACCCCGUUGUCAGAAAGCAACAGGGCUCCUCCAUCAUCCUGGGCUGCAAGUAUCAUGGCUGGUCCUACGAUACCAACGGACUUUUGAAGAAGGCGCCCCACUUUGACAACAUCGAAGGGUUUGACCCUGUGGCUAACUCGUUGUACGAGAUCAAGACGCAUGUCUCCCGACAGGGAUUGGUGUUCAUCAAUUUUGACAACACCGAGGACGCCGUCCCGUUCGAGGACUUCUUUGCCGGGCUCGAGAGCGAGAUGGACGAGUUUGAUUUUGGCGACUACGAGUACCACAUGUCGUACGAGUUGGACGGCCAGUUCAACUGGAAAACGUUGAUGGACGGCUACCAGGAGUGCUACCACUGCCCAACCGCGCAUCCGGGGCUCAACCUGGCGUUCCGCAUGGAGACGUACAAGGUUGUCCCCAAGGGGAACUACUGCAGACACUACGCGAAGAUUGUCGAGGAAGAUAUUCCAGCUGUGGUUGAAGAGAACGACCCGGACACCGAGUCGUCGUGGUUUGGCUUCGGCAAGAAGAAGGAGGUGAGCAAGGCGCCCAAGAAGCAGAACCCCGGCGGCAGCUUCAACGGUCUCUGGUGCUACUUGUUCCCCACCAACGGCGUGAACUGCUACUCGCCAGCGUGGUACUCGAUCCGCGUGCUCCCAAUCACCGCCAAGCGCACCAUUCUACAGUACGACAUCUACACCAAGAAGGGCGCCACCGCGGACGCAAAGAAGGAGUUUGUCGACUUCUUGCAGCAGGUCGAGCUCGAGGACUUCAACCUCUGCGAGGCCACACAGAAAAACUUGAACAACGGCGUCUACUCGACCGGCUACUUGCACCCCACAAAAGAGAAGGGCGUGCUUCAUUACCAGGGCUUGGUCAGCGACAUGGUGAAAAAGCACUUUGCCCUCGAGAAGGAGACCGGCCGCCUCAUCAACCCUGCCGCCUUGACGGCCCGCCAAAGCGAAGAGGCCGAGGAGCUCGAGAAGAUCUGCACAGGCAUCGAGUGUCUGGGCUCCAACCCGGAGGACCACGACGGCCUUGACUGGUAGCUGUUCUUUGUCUAGCUAGUUUCUGUAUUUCUGUUUAGUUCUUUCUUGUCCCAUAACCUUAUUGCCAGUCA
This is a messenger RNA of Pichia membranifaciens NRRL Y-2026, 1550 nucleotides long. RefSeq lists its product as hypothetical. NCBI's taxonomy places the organism in Eukaryota, Fungi, Ascomycota, Pichiomycetes, Pichiales, Pichiaceae. Gene Ontology annotation, molecular function: iron ion binding; 2 iron, 2 sulfur cluster binding. The transcript has a single exon. The coding region runs from base 136 to 1479 and encodes 447 amino acids. The record is from RefSeq and is a predicted model, not a curated record.